AUCAUCAGCACGGUGCACGCAGGUCGCACUCGAUCUCUGGGUGUUCCGCGUUUGCUUUAGAUUCUUUCAAUUGUUGUACCGAAAUACUGCCUGAAACCUACACAAAAGUCUAGCGCUGGUUUCCUUUUUUCUCGUACUUCAGUCCUAGCGAAUUUCUAAAGAUUCUUCUCACUCAAGAUGUCCACACCGAUGACCUUAGACGUGUGGGCUGGAGAUUGGGGACUUCCGUCUGUUGACAUUCAAUGCAUCAGGAUUAUGAUGUACGCUCGAAUAUGUGGAGCACCAGUCCAGUGCCGAACCGUCCGAACCCCUUUCUUUUCACCCUCUGGAAAGCUUCCUGUGUUCCGGCAUGGCAGCCAUACACUGACCAAUUUUGACGACAUUGCAGCUUAUUUGCACAGAAAGAAUUUUGGUCCCACACAACUUGUAGAAUCACAGAGGUGUGAAACAGUGUCAUACGCAGCUUACCUUGAGGAGAAGUUACUCCCUGCUCUGCUUCACAUCUGGUGGGUGAAUGAAAAAAACUACAUUGAGCUCACCCGACCUUGGUAUGCCAAAGCACUCCGACUACCUUUUAACUUUUACUACCCAGGAAGGUAUGAACAAGACGCGAAACUCAGGUUACAAUCCUGUUACAAUGGAACUCCUGAUGAAAUUGAAACUCAGGUAUAUAAUGAUGCAGAACAAUGCUUGAAUAGUCUCUCACAAAAACUUGGGGAUAGCCAAUAUUUUGGAGGCAACUGUCCCUUCGCCCUUGAUGCAACCAUAUUUGCGUACCUUGCACCUUUGCUGCGUGCACCAUUUCCCUCAAAUCGACUGCAAAACCACUUGAAGAAUUGCAGAACCCUAGUCGAGUUUUGCAAGCGUGUGAGCCAGCUGUACUUCGAAAAUUCGUUUAACAAGUAUGAUGCUGAGAAGAAGAAAGCUGAGGCCGUUAAAAAGGAAACGGACGAAGACUUUCCAAACCAAAAAAGAAACUGGCUAGGUGCUGCAAUAUUUGCCACCGCUGCUAUGACUGGAUACUUGUUUAGUCAGGGAAUGCUUCAGAUUUCCCUUCAGCCGCAGAAAAGCUCUGCUAAACGCGAGUUGGGCGAUGACUACGAGGAAAUUUAUCUUCAUGAGGAUACUUAAUAUACUCCGUUCAUUCCUGUUCAGCUAGUCUUUUUCUUUAUCGACUGCCAAUAAAGUUGUGACAAAGGUA
Cloeon dipterum is the source of this 1201-nucleotide messenger RNA. RefSeq names its product metaxin-1. The transcript has 8 exons. Lineage: Eukaryota; Metazoa; Arthropoda; Insecta; Ephemeroptera; Baetidae. The record is from RefSeq and is a predicted model, not a curated record. Bases 178 to 1131 code for a protein of 317 amino acids. Gene Ontology annotation, cellular component: cytoplasm; SAM complex. Gene Ontology annotation, biological process: mitochondrion organization.